Messenger RNA from Spea bombifrons (plains spadefoot toad), 1271 nucleotides. RefSeq names its product RING finger protein 151-like. Gene Ontology annotation, molecular function: zinc ion binding. The coding region runs from base 97 to 963 and encodes 288 amino acids. Gene Ontology annotation, cellular component: plasma membrane signaling receptor complex. The transcript has 6 exons. The record is from RefSeq and is a predicted model, not a curated record. NCBI's taxonomy places the organism in Eukaryota, Metazoa, Chordata, Amphibia, Anura, Pelobatidae. Gene Ontology annotation, biological process: regulation of canonical NF-kappaB signal transduction; tumor necrosis factor-mediated signaling pathway; protein K63-linked ubiquitination.
GCAGAACACACAUAAAGCAGGGCAGAUCACCGAGUCCCUCGCGUCUUACCUUCCAGGUCUCGCAGACUCCUCCGGCUUCUGCUACGUUCAUCAAGGAUGGGGUAUGAUAUAGAACGCUUCUUGGGAUAUGUGAACGAGGGUCUCUUGUGCUGUAUAUGCCGUGAUGUUUUAGAAGAGCCCUUACAAGCCCCGUGUGAACACGCUUUUUGUGCGUCUUGUAUACAUGGCUGGCUCGUUCACCACAAUAACUGCCCCGAAGACAGACAACCAUUGACUGCGACUGAUCUGAGACCCUUACACAGAUACAUGCGGAACGAUUUGAAGCGGCUUCAGAUACGGUGCAGAAAUGCCAGGGGGGGCUGUGCGACCAUCUGUUCCCUAGAGUCCGUGGACCGGCACGAGAGAGACUGCGAGCACGGACGCAUGUCCUGCAGAAACGCUGGAUGUCCAGCCCAGUUUGAGAGAAGGAACCUGGAUGCCCACCUGGCUGUGUGUGAGCACCGUAGCCGCGAAUGCCCCAACGGCUGUGGUUAUACCAUUCUUAGCGCUCAGGAUCUACAGCAUAACUGCAUAGCGGAGCUACGGACAGAGCUAGAGCUUCUACGGUCAGAGAUGAUCUGCAGAGUCGAAGAAACAAAACAGGAGAUGGAGUCCCGUCUUGAUUCCCAAAGGAGACACAUGGUGCGGAAGGAGAGCCUCUUACAAGGCGAGGUGGAGGAGAUGAAGAGCCAGAUGUCAAGUUUGAUGCUGGACGUCCGCGCACUUCUGGCAUCAGAGAGGCAACAUCAAGAAGACCUCGAGCAAGCGGAUCUGGAGAAGAGAGAACUAAUGGAGCUUCUGAAAGGCCUACAGAAGGAGUGCAGAUCAAAAACCAGGGAGGGGGUCCAUAAACCACCCACCGGUCAUCCGCUUGCACGCCUGGAGAGCAUGAAGAAAAAGCCAAGAGAAGUUACAAUUAUUUAAUUACAAUAUAAUCUGGUGUAGCCUGUAAGAUCGUGAAUUGAAUCUACAGACUACAGCAUCAUGGGGGCUGUGAAUCUGCAACAGCUAGGGGAUUCUGUUUUUUUACUUUAAUGCAGUUGAAUAAUAGUGUAUUUGUAUACUGUCACUGUAGGGGAUAUAUAUAUCGUACAUUGUAUAAGGUAGCAGCAAAAGUUUAAGGUCAUCACAGUAGAUGACCUUAUUAGCGAAUGCCACCUUCUAGCACAAGGUAACAGAUGCUCUAUUAAAAGCUUAAAAAUAAAUAAAAAGGAAAUUAUUGAAUAAACAAA